CAACACUGGUCCAUCCGUUGAUCUGUCACUUUCGAUACACGUCGUUUCACAAUGUUAGGUAUUUUCAAGCUCUCAGUAGCCGUUCUUGCAGCCGUUGGAGUCGCUCACCCAGGCGACUCCCACGAUGCACAUCACCUGAAGCGUGAGAUCGUUGCCCGGGACCAUGCUGCGAAGAUGGCCGCCCGCUCCCUCGGCGCCUGCGCCAACAGCGAGACGGCCCGUGCUCUGAAGCAGCGGUCAGUCGUGCGCCGUGCCGAGAAGGUCAAGAGUCUCCGUAAUGAAAGGGGCAUCAAGACCCCUUCGAAAAGAUAUCGACGCGACCUCGCCGACCUCGAGGCGUGGGAAGAGGUCAACCACAACAUGACAGGAGUGGCCAAGUUCGACAUGUUCACCCCGCUCGAGACCGUCUUCGACGCCAACACAUCGUGCAUCCUCUCCCCCGAGGUGACCGACGGGCCUUACUACGUCGUCGGCGAGUUCCUCCGCAGCAACGUGAGGGAGGUCAAGUACAGCGCUGGCGUCGACCUCUUCCUCGAGAUCCAAUACAUCAACGUGGAGAACUGCGAGCCCGUCCCCGCCGUCGCCGUCGACAUCUGGAACGCCAACGCCACAGGCACCUACUCGGGCAUCAGCACGAGUGGCAACUACGCCGCCAACGGCCUCAACUCGACCUACCUCCGCGGCAUCCAGCUGACGGACCAUGACGGCGUCGCCCAGUUCGAGACUAUAUUCCCGGGCCACUACGAGGGGCGCGCGUCGCACACGCACCUGCUCGCCCACACCAACGCGACGGUCCAGCCCAACGGGACCAUCUCGGUCUGGGACGCGCCCGUCGCCCACAUCGGCCAGCUGUUCUGGCCCGAGGCGCUGCGAUCGGCCGUCGAGGCCGUGUACCCAUACACGACCAACACCCAGCCCGUCACCAGCAACGCCAACGACAUGUGGAGCAUUGUGCAGGCCGACGCCAGCUUCGACCCGUUCCCGCACUUUGUAUACCUGGGCGAGGACGUCGCCGAUGGGCUGUUUGCUUGGAUCCAAAUUGGCAUCAAUGCUAGUGCUGACUACUCGGCUGAUAACUACUACUCGGUUGCCGCGUAUCUGGAUGCCGACGGGGGCCACGCUGUUGCGAACGGCACGGGAGGCGGCGGUGGUGGUGCUGUCGGGGGCAACGGUACGCUCGGCACUAUGAAUGGUACCAUGCCGUCGGGCGAGCUGGGACGGCCCGAAGAGGUGGCCAUGAUGGGACAGACUUGUGCUGAGACAAGACAUCACCUUCGGAAUAUGGAUUAA
Messenger RNA from Parathielavia appendiculata, 1290 nucleotides. Its product is annotated as aromatic compound dioxygenase. Gene Ontology annotation, molecular function: oxidoreductase activity, acting on single donors with incorporation of molecular oxygen, incorporation of two atoms of oxygen; ferric iron binding. The transcript is spliced from 3 exons. The record is from RefSeq and is a predicted model, not a curated record. NCBI's taxonomy places the organism in Eukaryota, Fungi, Ascomycota, Sordariomycetes, Sordariales, Chaetomiaceae. Bases 52 to 1290 code for a protein of 412 amino acids.